Molecule: messenger RNA, 3431 nt
Organism: Halichondria panicea
Lineage: Eukaryota; Metazoa; Porifera; Demospongiae; Suberitida; Halichondriidae
Product: anoctamin-7-like
Exons: 23
Coding region: 89-3193 (1034 amino acids)
Biological process (GO): chloride transmembrane transport
Cellular component (GO): plasma membrane
Molecular function (GO): chloride channel activity; protein dimerization activity
Source: RefSeq, a predicted model, not a curated record
UUACCGCAAAGCCUUAUACGGCUACUGGGCUUGGCCAACUCAUCAAGAAAACCUCAAAGAAAGUGCGAAGCAUUUUCUAUUUUCAGCAAUGGCACAGAGUGGAGAAGUUGCAAUCGGUUUCGAAGGCUUGGAUGCGGCCGGCGAGACCCCGGACCAAUCUAGCUACACUGUGAAAUUCUCAGCUAGCACGCCAGAGCCAGAUGUUAAUGAGAAAUCUGAGGAGAUUGUCUUGCUAGAGAAAAAGGGGGACUCGUCCAAGGCUGAAGAAGACCAAAACGGCAACGAGAAGGUGUGUAGCGAUCAAACUGUCUUCUUUGAGGAUGGAGUGAGAAGGAUUGACUUUGUGCUGGUGUACCAGCUCCAGGUGGAGAAGAAAGGAGGGUUUUGUAAGAAGGACACGGAGGACACUGAGGAGCAACAAGACAAGAGAGGAACCAAGAGGGACCGCUUCAUCGAGAGCUGCAAGGAAAUGGGACUCGAGUUUGAACUGCAGGACUGUGCUGAGUCUCCUGACCGCAAGUCGUUCUACUACAAGGUGCACGCCACUCACAUUGCACUGUUGAAGGGAGCUGAGGAGUUGUUCCUGCGUAUGCCCAUAUCUGAGAACAACCUGAAGGUGUCCUCUUGGAGGCAGAGGUUCUUUGACUACAUCAAGGUCCGAGAUCCAAUGGACCCCAACAUACCGAGUCAUCUAGUGAGGGACGUCUACUUCACGGCACCCUUCAAACUGGAGAGAAAGGAAAGCUUCCUCAACUGGGAUGAUGAGGAAAAGUUUUUCACCAACGCCCAAAGAAGUACCAUUGUGUGGCACAUGCUACAGAAUGCCCGCUAUGGUGAGGACAGUGACCAGAUUGGUAUCCUUCGUCUCACCCAGAACAAGACCAUCAGCACUGCCUACCCCCUGCACGAGAGCUCGUACAAGUUCAAGAAGGACGACGACCCUGCCACCAUGACCGACCGUCAGUUCCUCAAGAGCCAGUGGUCCUCUGGUUGGGCCUGGUACAAGAAGCAACCGCUCGACCAGAUCAGGCGCUACUUUGGUGAGAAGAUUGGCAUCUACUUUGCAUGGCUAGGGUUCUACACGAUGUGGCUACUCCCUGCUUCCCUCGUGGGGCUCAUAGUCUUCAUAUACGGACUCUCCACAAUCAACACCAUUGACUUCCGCAACGCCAUCGCGAAUGCUACUUGUGACAACAACAAUCGCUACGAUCUCUACAUGUGCCCUCGCUGUGAUCGCCGGUGUGCCUUCUGGUUCUUGACCGAGUCUUGUCUCUUCAAUUAUGCCUCUCAACUCUUUGACAAUGGAGCCACGGUCUUCUUUGCCAUCUUCAUGUCAUUCUGGGCUGUGCUGUUUCUGGAGUUCUGGAAGCGCAAGCAGUUCUACCUCCAGUUUGACUGGGACGUGCUCGGCUAUGAAGAGACUGCAGAGCGUGCCAGGCCCGAGUUUGAGCAGAGAAUCAAGAGGCACAUCCGUUCUUGCAAAACCGAGAAAGCCAAAGAGAAGUUCUACAUCUGGAACCCUGUGCUUGAGACGAAAGAAUACAUCCAGCCUCAGUCCUGGCUUGUGCCCAAGCUGCUCACUACCUUCUCUGUGCUAGGCUUUAUGGCUGGUAUCGUGAUCGCUGUGACUGUGGCUGUACUUGUGUAUCGUCUGGUCGUUGCAGCUGCUAUCUACGCUGUCGUGGCCAACAUUAGCGGUGGUCCAACUGUUGGUGACAUCGUUGUCUCCGUUAGCGGUGCUGUUAUCCAGCUCGUCACCAUCAUUAUCAUGAACAGAAUCUACGAGUGGUUGGCCUACAAGCUCACUACCUGGGAGCUUCAGCGAACACAGACAGAAUUUGAGGACAGCUUCAUUGUUAAAAUGUACAUUUUCCAGUUCCUCAAUUUCUACACCUCUCUCUUCUACAUCGCCUUCUUCAAGGGAAAUAUUUCGGGUUACCCUGGCAACUACAACCGUCUCGGAGGGACUCGUCUUGAUGAGUGUGCCACAUACGGAUGUUUAUUGGAGCUCACUAUUCAACUGGCCAUUAUUUUCCUGGGCAAACAGAUUCUCAACAACGUGGUGGAGAUCGGUGUACCCUACCUCAAGCGUUUCAUCAACUGGUUGAAGCACAAGGAGGAAACUGAUGAGGAUGUUUACGCUCGCUGGGAGAAGGACUAUGACCUCAUUGAGCUAUCAAACCACGGCCUCUUCUUUGAAUACCUCGAACUGGUUGUCCAGUACGGCUUUGCUACCCUGUUUGUGGCUGCCUUCCCCCUCGCCCCACUCUUUGCUCUCCUCAACAACUAUUUUGAGAUCAGGAUCGACGCUCACAAGUUUGUGGUAGUGCUGCGUCGUCCAGUGGCAGAGAGGGCUCAAGACAUCGGUGCCUGGUUUGGGAUUCUCACUAUCGUCUCUCAGAUGUCAGUGAUCACUAAUGCGUUCAUCAUCGUGAUUACGUCUCAGUUCAUACCUCAGGCGGUCUUCCAGUACACCACCCCCGAGCCUGUCAGGUUGAGCGAGUAUGUGGAAUGGUCUCUCUCUGAGUUCCCCAUCACUCAGCUGGUGGAUGGCGACGCUUUUCCUUCGUACAAUGCUCUAAACAUUGACCUUGCUGAUCACAAUGGAGACGAUAUCGAGUCAAAUGAUGCUGAACCGCUUAAGUUCAAAUAUCUACCUUUCGUCGACCAGGACUGUGUUCGAAUGAUAAACAGCUCUGUUCGAAUCGCCAAUACUACAGUGAGGCCUGGCUCCAACACUACUGCCUAUGGUUUCCUCAAAGAAGACCCCAUAUUCCGUGAGAUCUACAUGACCUCGGUGUUUAACUAUACUGGCCAGUGUGCAGAUGCUGAAAGUUGUAAUACUAUCUCUCCACGGUCUGACAGUCAAGGAGAGUGCUACCGAAACCAAACCUGCAAGUUCCGUGGUUUUGCCAAUGCUGCUGGUCAAGAUGAUGCUCAGAGUCUCAAGUAUUGGCAGCUGCAAACUGCUCGUCUCGCCUUUGUCAUCGUAUUCGAGCAUAUGAUCUUCGUGAUUGCUGGAAUCCUGGCCUUCCUAGUACCUGAUGUGCCACAGAGUGUCAAGAACGAGAUACAGAGGGAGAAACUACUCGCAGCCGAAGCUCUCAACGAAGCUCAGGAGAAAUCAGGCAUUGUUAAUAAAACUGCGGCGGAGCUUGAUGAGAGGAAUGAUAGUGAUGACGACAAUCUCUGACAAUCAGUACAAAAUGACAUUCUUAUCAUUGACUUGUAGUGAAGUGAUUGUGUGAAGUGAACAAAUUUGUAGUAAUAGUUAUAAUUAGGUAGUGCUGCUUGUCAGACGUCUUUAGGACGUACUUCUACAAUUAUUAUUAUUAUUAGGCUUUUAAUCUGGCUUAUAAUUUUAAGUCACUCAGAUGUGAACAAUUUUUAGUGCUUGUUUUUCCCCCAAAAUAUUGUCGAUGUCAUUAUAA